CUUUCGUGCCAGAUUUUGUUUUGCUGUCGCCUUUUUGAGUUAAGUUGUAGGAUAGUAUAAACACAAAAUACUUUUUAUUUUGAUUUUUACAUUGUCAAAAAAUUAUGACAUCAGAAGCAGAGGAAGGGCCUUUUUAUCUGGAAGAGGUUUCGAUUCCGAAUGAUUCAGAUGAUGACUUCCAAUAUGAAGAGGUUCCAGUUGAAGAUGAAGCUAGUACUGUUGAUUUUUUAGAAGAUUUGAAUGACGCAGUUUAUGCAAUCGAAGAAGCAAGACAAAAUAAGCUUUUAGCAGGAGGUGAAAUAACAUCAUCUCGUGAAGCAACAGUGACUCAACGACCAGAAGUUAUUGAUGAUUUCGUUCGAAAUUUCUUUCUUAAAAUGGGAUUAAACAGAACAUUAGAAUGUUUUCAAACAGAGUGGUAUGAGUUACAACAGAGAGGUUUAUUAGGAGAUGAAGAUAUUGGUGUGGUUCCUGAUGCAUAUGCAAGAAACCAAUUUCUAAACGAUGAAGUCAAAAGACUAAAGAAAGAAGUUGAUAAAUUCAGAUCAGCAGGAAGGUAACUAACUUUCAUAACUCAUUUAUCCAAAAUGCAAAAAGAAAGAGAUUAUCAUAGAAUGCAUCACAGAAGAGUUGUUCAGAGAAAACAGACUUAUCGAAGACAUGAAAAGGCUGAAGAAGCCAUUAUAAAAUCUUAAUGAACUACAUUACGACAACUGAACAUAAAUAACGAACUAGCUAUGAAGGAAAAAAUGUUGACGCGAUUGGAAAGAGACAGAGUUGUUGGACAGGCUACUGGAUUGCAAGCAACUUUGAGAAACCUUGAAAGUGGCAAAGACGAACCUAUACCAUCAGUUAUUGGUUACAGAGCAGAACGUAUGCAUAAACCUGAGGGUCCAACUCAACGAGCUUUGAGAGAAUCUAGAAUGGAAAAGGAAGCUGUAAAAUUCCAAACACCUCCGGAAGAAUCAGCACAAUCUGUGAAAGACACUCACUAUAAAGACAGUGAAUUUCCACAUGAUGAUUGCGUGAAUCCACUAUUAUCUCUCGCUUAUCCGGUUCCUACUCACCUCACAAGGGCUGGUGGAUUGAAACUAACAAGUACAAUAAAAGCUCAUGAUUUGGCCGUCAGCAGUGUUCGUAUUCAUCCUCGAAAACAAGUUGCCGUGACAACUUCUGAUGAUAGGUUAUGGAAAAUGUGGUCAUUACCAGAUGGUGAGAUCAUCAUGACAGGUGAUGGACAUACAGACUGGAUUGCUGAUUGUGAUUUUCAUCCAGAGGGAAAACAACUGGUGACCGGAGGAGGUGACACAACUGUAAAAGUGUGGGAUUUUGCUCAAGCAUCUUGUGUUUUAACAUUGAGUGAACAUACUCAUGCUGUUUGGGGAGUAACGUGGCAUUCGUGUGGUGAUUUUAUUGCUUCAUGUUCGAUGGAUAGUACUUCUAAGAUAUGGGAUUUGAACAGUGAAAGAUGUCGGUCGACUUUGCGAGGACAUACUGAUUCAGUGAACAGUAUUAUGUUCUUACAUUAUUCAAAUACUUUAUUAACUUCUUCUGCUGAUAAAACAUUAUCAUUAUGGGAUGCAAGGACGGGAAUUUGUGCUCAAACAUUUUAUGGACACAUGCAUUCUGUAAACCACGCAAUCUUCAAUCUCAAGGGCAACACCAUUGCAUCAUGUGAUAGUUAUGGAAUUGUCAAAUUAUGGGACACAAGAGAGAUUUCUCCGAGAGCAACAAUAAAUGUUGGACCUCAUCCUGCUAACAAACUUGCAUUUGACCCCACUGGCAAAAUAUUAGCUGUUGCAAGUAAUGAUGGUACAGUUAAGAUGAUUGACAUGUCAGACAAUGAAUUUAACUAUAUAUCUGGGCAUCAAGAUGCCGUACAGACAGUUUCAUUUGAUCGCACAGGACAAUUUCUUUUGACUGGUGGAUCAGACGGAAUCCUACAGUUGUGGUCAUAGCUUUAGAUCAACCAAAGUUCUUUCCUUUUUUUUGAAUAUACUUGUUAUAAAUAGAAAUAUAAAUUUUGAAAUAUGAAGUUUUUUAAAAAAAA
Messenger RNA from Styela clava, 2050 nucleotides. Lineage: Eukaryota; Metazoa; Chordata; Ascidiacea; Stolidobranchia; Styelidae. The record is from RefSeq and is a predicted model, not a curated record.